AUGGCCAAGACAGGCGCCACCCCUGGCCAGCCUUCCCUUGAGGGCCUGGGCGGAGGCCCCGGAGGAGCCCACCGGCGGAUGGCUCAACGCUGUGCCUGCCUGCCCGUGACCUUCCCCGGCCGGGAAGGAGAAGGGCGGCCCUCCUGGCGCUUUCCGACUUUCGGGGCCGAGGCCUGGGGGGGCUUUCCUUCCUUUUGCCCGAUCCACGGAGCCUCUUUCACGGGCCCCACACCGAUUUCCUGCCCUUCUGCCAAUCGUCGGAGGGACGGGCCCCCAACGCCCGGCAUGGCUGCGGAGGCCGGAGGCGAGGCGCCCGGGGCAAUGGCGCGUCCUCGGCGCUCGAGGGGGAGGCAGCCGCGCGGCCAGGAGACCCCUCGGCUGGAGACCGGCUGCUCGGCCCCGGGGAUGGGCGGGGCGCCGGGCCUUCGGAGCAGAGGGCGCCAGCUGCGGGAUUUGCCGCAGUGGGCGCGCCGGGCGAGAGCGCGCAGCAAGUUCCCUGGCUUCCCUCCCCGCGGGAGACCGGCGGGCGUUGGCCGAGGAGCCCUCCCCGCAGGGCGGCGGGCAGAUGCCGCCUCUCCGCGGCUGAGGAAGCUUCGCUCGGCGCGCCCCUCGCGGACCGCCGCGCCCUCCCUGCCUCCCAAAGGCCCCAACGCGGCAGAUCCUGGGGGAGCUAACGGAGGCGAGCUCCCUCGCGCCGGACGAUCAGGGCCGCCCCGAUGCGCCGAGGGGACGCCCGCCCGCCCGCCCGCCCGCUUGCUUCUCCGCAAAUGCCGCCGCCGCGCGCCCCGCCUCACCUGCCCGGCGGCGGGCGUUCCUCGCGGGGUCCCCUGCCGGCACCGCCCCCCGUUCGGAUGCCCGCGGCGACUAGCCGGCCGGCGGGCCCGGGAGCACCAGACAGCUGCUGCUGCUGCUGCUGUCAGCGCACGGAGGAGGAGCCGCCCGCCCAGGCAGCCGUAA
Messenger RNA from Ahaetulla prasina, 957 nucleotides. RefSeq names its product collagen alpha-1(I) chain-like. Bases 1 to 957 code for a protein of 318 amino acids. The transcript has 2 exons. NCBI's taxonomy places the organism in Eukaryota, Metazoa, Chordata, Lepidosauria, Squamata, Colubridae. The record is from RefSeq and is a predicted model, not a curated record.